AUGGCAGACACUACGCAACAACCCUCCACUGCGAACAUAGCAGCCGCAUGCGCCAUCCUCGCUGGUGUAACAGGCUACAUGCUGGGACAAGCAAAGUCACUUGGUUUCUUCGGCGGCAGCCCAGUCUCCCAACCGGAAGAAUCUGAGAAAGAGAAGGCAGAAGAUUCGGAAGAUGAGUCAAGCGACGAGGACGACGACAGCACGCCUGCAGAAUUCCCAGGUCACAAUGAGGAGUGCAAAAUGGUACUAGUAGUACGGACCGAUCUCGGCAUGACAAAAGGCAAGAUUGGCGCACAAUGCGGGCACGCGACACUGGCCUGCUACAAGCACUUCCUCCGACACGCACCGGAGUCGACGCUACUAAAGCGCUGGGAACGAAUGGGACAAGCGAAGGUGGCAUUACAAGUCAAGAGCGAGGAAGAACUGGAGUUGUUGCAGGCGCAAGCCCUGAGCCUAGGAUUGGUGGCACACAUCAUCCACGAUGCGGGACGGACACAAAUCGCGAGUGGAAGCGCGACAGUGCUGGGGAUUGGGCCUGCACCCAAAGGCGUCAUAGAUCAGGUUACUGGGCAUCUCAAAUUGCUGUAG
This is a messenger RNA of Alternaria atra, 588 nucleotides long. RefSeq lists its product as uncharacterized. Lineage: Eukaryota; Fungi; Ascomycota; Dothideomycetes; Pleosporales; Pleosporaceae. The coding region runs from base 1 to 588 and encodes 195 amino acids. Gene Ontology annotation, molecular function: peptidyl-tRNA hydrolase activity. The record is from RefSeq and is a predicted model, not a curated record. Gene Ontology annotation, cellular component: cytosol; mitochondrion. The transcript is spliced from 2 exons.